ACACCACAAUGCCACAUAGGCUAUUGUGAAUGGAGCCCAGUGGAAGAAAGGGCUCCUUAGCUACAGGAGCUAGCACCUACUGGUCUAGCACCUCCCUGAACAGAUCUCAUUGAGUUGGAGUUGGAGCCUGUCUUGUUUUAGACUGAGGGGAGGAGCAAGACGGAGACUAUUGGGUCACAUCCUCUAAAUUAGACCUCAAUGAGAACCUUAAGGUGAUGCCAGGUCUUCGAAGAAUUUCAGAUUGAGGCUGUGAAUGCUGCAGUGGUCAAUGCUAUCCGAAUGGCUAGGCCAACAAGAAGGAAGAAUUCCCUGGAGCCAUGGAUGAUUGCCUUGAUUGUCCUAGCAGUGUUGGCGGUCUUAGCCAUUAUCAUCGGACUGAUUGUGUAUUUUUUGGUGUAUGACCAAAGACUGUUCUUUUACAAUGCUUCGUUUAGAAUUAAUAAUGUGCCAUACAAUCGUGGCUUUGAAAAGCAGACCUCAGAGGAAUUUAGAGAUCUGAGUGCAAGCAUUGAGAAUAUGAUUAAUCAGGCAUUUCAAGCUACUCAUUUAAAGAAAAGAUUCAUCAGAUCACAUGUCAUAAGUCUAAGGCCAGACAAUGGUGUCGUCUUUGCAGAAGUGGUGUUGGUGCUUAGAUUCAUCUCCUCAGAUAAUAAACAGGCACGCUUGUCAACUGUCAACACUGUUUUGUUAAGGAGGCUGAGAUCAUCAACAUGGCCCUUGAAUAUUGAUCUUUCAUCUUACAGUCUCACAGAAAUUAAUUCACAAGAUGGUGAAAAUCUUCUCAACAAUUGUUGUGGAACACGAAUGGACAAAACUGAGAGGGUCAUUGGAGGAAGCAUCGCAGGAGAGGGAGAAUGGCCGUGGCAAGCUAGCCUUCAGCUGAAUGGUAUCCAUCGCUGUGGGGCAACAAUAAUCAGCAACGAAUGGCUUGUAUCUGCAGCUCACUGCUUUAGAGGAGUCUCAGAUACCAAGAGUUGGACAAGUACUUUUGGAGCACGUAUAAGAACUCCAGCAAUGAUAAGGGAUCUUCAACAGAUAAUUAUUCAUGAACAUUAUGCCAACAGUGUAAUAAAUCAUGAAUAUGAUAUUGCUGUUAUAAAGGUCUCAUCCCCUUUACCCUUUACAUCGGCCGUGCAUCGUGUUUGUCUUCCAGAAGCUACGCAAAAAUUUCCAGAAAACACAACUUGCUAUGUCACAGGAUAUGGUGCACUAGUAGAUGAUGGUCCCAGUGUUGGUGAACUUCGUCAAACAGAAGUGAAAAUUAUAAGUAAUGACAGAUGCAAUAGAAGGGAAGUAUACAAUAGAGCCAUUUCACCUGGCAUGCUGUGUGCUGGAUACCUGGAAGGAGGGAGUGAUGCUUGCCAGGGUGAUUCUGGUGGCCCACUAGUUACAUCUGAUUCCAGAGGAAUAUGGUACCUUGUUGGCAUAGUGAGCUGGGGUGCUGAAUGCGCAAGGCCAAACAAGCCUGGAGUUUAUACACGUGUGACUUACUAUCGCAACUGGAUUUUUGAAAGGACUGGGGUCUGAAGUUACCAGAACGAUGAACUUCACAGGCAAUGUAUAUGCCUGAGAGCCAAGAUAUUUUGACUAUUCAUAGAUACGUUUUCAUUCACAUCAUUAUGUUGCUUUGAUCAGUUCUGGUUCUAACGAAGGCAUUGGGAUUGGAGGUGUUUCUUGCCAAAUCAAGUCAUGUCCUACCACUCUCAUUGUUUUACAUUUCUGUUACGUACUAUGAGAGAAAUAGGUAAAGAACUACAGUUACAGUCAGCAAAAACCUUUUGAUUUCUUUUAGUUUCUAAUUCUUAAAUCACUGUACUGUUGAGGCCCUGUUCAAAAGAUAUGGACCUCUGGUUAUCAUUGCUGCUUUGAUAAUGUGUUCAAAGUUAUUUUGAAGUGCACUGCUUAAAGGGGAAUUCUUGUACAUUCCUUUUCAGGGACAGAAAAUACUCUGAUUUAUUACCUCUCUCUUUUAAGAUUAAAUCUUGAAGUUUCACACAUGACCCCAGUACUUCUGGAGUAGGAUGAACAAAGAGCCAUCGAUGGUCCAUGGUGUGGUGUGUCUGGGAGUUUCAAUGGCUGACCUGGCUAUGCAAUUAUGUGACUAGUGCUACUCCUUAUUGCUCUUAUUUAUCUUCUGGUCUCUGGCAAAUGCAUUUUGGUGCAUCUUUUCCUAAAAGGUGUAUUCUGUGUCCAACUCUUCAGUGAACUGGAUAGGAUGCAGAAAGGAUCCUCUUCAUUACCUGAGAAUAAAAUUGUGUUCUUUCCAGUAAAAAGACAGAGACUGGGUUUACCUUCUAGGAACUUGGACAAUUAGGAACAAAGAGAUCUUCUUCCAGAACAAAGAGAUCUUCUCUUAUCUAGAAGAUUUCUCCCUAUUCGGCUCACAGACCCACCUGGUGCAAGGACAACCAUCCCACAGCCACUUAAUGGAAUUGAGUUGAGUGCGAGAACCUCCCAGUGCCUUUGUAAACUUUGGUGAAAAGAAGAAGUCAUCACAUCUCUUGAUCACUGCAGUGAUAAAGUUAUAUUCCACCUGCGCUGGUGUUGGAUCUCACCUAACUUUUCCACAUUUGAUGUGUAACUUGUUUUGCUUUGUAUCUGACUUGCAUAUAUAACUAAAUACUUUAUUUUCAGGUUUUAUCAUGAAAGUUCUUCUACUGUAAAACUUUGGUG
Anolis carolinensis (green anole) is the source of this 2673-nucleotide messenger RNA. Its product is annotated as transmembrane protease serine 11E. The record is from RefSeq and is a predicted model, not a curated record. Gene Ontology annotation, biological process: proteolysis. Gene Ontology annotation, molecular function: serine-type endopeptidase activity. Gene Ontology annotation, cellular component: plasma membrane; extracellular region. The coding region runs from base 280 to 1527 and encodes 415 amino acids. Lineage: Eukaryota; Metazoa; Chordata; Lepidosauria; Squamata; Anolidae. The transcript is spliced from 11 exons.